AUGGCGCCACAACUGACACACCCGUCGCUGUUGUCCGUGUGGGGAUACCUGCGACAAGAUCUGUUGCCCUCCCUCCUGCACCGCCUUGUCCGUUGUUGUCCGAAUCAGACGCCAAGCCACGUGCGCUGCCAGGAGCAGGAGCAGGAGCAGAACCUGGCGACUUAUGUAGCUGGCGUCUACGAUUUCCUGUCGCAGAUGCCCAAUGAUGAGCCCCUCGAGCUGGAAGCCCUGGCCAGCACUCUCCAAGCCAGAUUAACCAAAGUACACACCUUGGGCCGUUAUAGGAAGCAAGACUCACAGUCGCCCACGACCUCGUCCUCGACUUCGACUUCGACUUUGGCUUCGACUUCGGCUUCGACCUCGUCCUCGCCCUCGACUUCUACUUCGUCGGACAUCGUUCAGCAGCUUCGACAUCCGUUGAAGCUCCGGAUCAAUCCAUUUCUUAUGUGGAAAGAUCACCAGUUUGAGCGAAUCAAGGAGGUUCUGGAGCUCAACGCACUCGAGUUAGCCGCUGGCAAGAAAACUAAGGUUUCCGCAAAGAGGGUCUUCAUGCGAGUGUGGCAUCAGGUUUCCUUCCUGGAUAACCAGCCACCCUCCCGCCCGCUCCAACUGGAACAAGCUAAGCCCGAAGAGUCCGAAGAUAGUGACGAGCAGCUCUUCAAGUUGCGCAAGGUUAAGACAUGCAACGACCUGUCCCGUUUGGGCAUUGAGCCACCAGCCACAUGCACUGAGCAGCAGGGUGGAUUCUCUGACGAUGGGGGCGAGGCAGCCACUUCCACUUCCACUAAACCAACAGGGUUCGCAGACAUGGAAGACCAAGACGAGUCCAUGGACGAGCUUGUGGAUUAG
Molecule: messenger RNA, 849 nt
Organism: Drosophila guanche
Lineage: Eukaryota; Metazoa; Arthropoda; Insecta; Diptera; Drosophilidae
Exons: 4
Coding region: 1-849 (282 amino acids)
Source: RefSeq, a predicted model, not a curated record